AGAUUAUCCGGUUUGCCGCUGUCGUCUGCUGUCGGAUGCUUGGUUGAUCUUGCGAAGGAUCAGUUCGGAUCCAGGUAUUUACAAGAGAAAUUAGAGUCAGCAACAACAACUUCCGUCUCGAUAAUAACGAACGAGCUUCUACCACACAUAAUCUCCUUAUCUAUGGACCUCUUUGGGAAUUACGUGGUGCAAAAGCUAUUACACAACUGUGACAACGACCAAAGAUUAAAAAUAAAAAAUAAGAUCAUUAACUCUAUUUAUGAUCUUUCGAAACACAUGUACGGUUGCAGGGUUGUUCAGAAAGCGUUCGAAGUUUUUUGCGAUGAUUACAAAUUUGAGAUGAUAAACGAGUUGAAUGGAAACGUGCUGGCCUGCUGCUACAACCAGAAUGCCAACCACGUCAUCCAGAAAGCAAUCGAACAAGUGAAAUAUGAACACGUCUGGCUGAUUGUCGAUCAAAUCAAAGGAAAGGUAUCAGUUCUGUCUAAUCACCCGUAUGCCUGUAGAAUAAUACAGAGGUUGGUAUGUUUGGAACGACUGAGUGAACAGGAUUCUUCUUUCAUCCGCGAAGAAAUUUUUGCCAGCAUCGAAUCACUGAUUCACGACCAAUACGGCAACUACGUCAUUCAGUACCUGGUUGAGAAGGGGGGUGAUAGGGCCCGCCAUGUGGUGAUGGAAUGGGUCAGAGGCCGUGUCGUCCAACUAAGUCAGCACAAGUAUUCGAGUAACGUAAUUGAGAAGUGCAUGAUGUUUGCGGAUGACGAGCAGAGGAAUUUCCUAUUCACUGAAAUUCUUGGAUGCGAUACCACACAUCCAACCAGACCACACAUCCAUCCACUCAGGUCUAUCAGCAGCUUGUUACGCGACAGAUUCGGCAACUACGUGGUCCAGAGAAUGUUUGAGAUCGCAGACGACAGGCAGAACAAAAUGCUACUGACGCACAUCAAGCCACACGUCAACAUCCUCAAGUCAUACCCCUACGGCAAGUACAUAUUAGCUAAAAUGGAAAAAAUUAAAAAUUCGAACAGC
Molecule: messenger RNA, 1029 nt
Organism: Helobdella robusta
Lineage: Eukaryota; Metazoa; Annelida; Clitellata; Rhynchobdellida; Glossiphoniidae
Exons: 8
Biological process (GO): post-transcriptional regulation of gene expression
Cellular component (GO): nucleus; cytoplasm
Molecular function (GO): mRNA 3'-UTR binding
Source: RefSeq, a predicted model, not a curated record